UUGAGCUUGACCUAACCCUCUGCUACCGUUGUCUGUCCGCUGUCGUUGCUGCUGUUUGUGAGGAAACGUGGCCCGGCGAUUUAGCGCUCCGUAGAAAAUGAAAAUAGUUGGAGUAUUGUUUGUAAUGCUGACCGGAGCACUAGUAUGUGUCAGUGAUGGUGCUACAACGACGGCAUCGUACUUGUCGGUUGCCGAUAGAAUGCGAUUAAAACAAGUGUUGAGUGUUGCUUGGAAUCUUCAGGACAUACCUUCUGUUCAUUAUGCCGUCCUAGGUUAUAAACUUCUUGGAGAAGCAGUCCCAAAACAACAAGAAGUAUGUAAAUUCCUCCUUGAAAGUAUUGGAAGUGGUACUGGUACACCAGAAUUGCUGUAUUAUGUGACCAGUGCUUGGAAGUCUGUGGCAGUGUGUGGAUCCCUACCUGUUUCCAACAUUGUUAAGAGUCUUGGAGAUGUGUUGGAGCGGGAGACAUCAACAGUGCCUGACCUAUUUUAUGCUGUUCAAGCUCUCACUAAUGUGGGGCAGAAGAAAGGUGAAGCUGCCAAGCUGAUAAAAACUUUGCAGGCAGCUCUGAAAAAGGAUGACAGUUUGCUCAACCUUGGAUAUUCAUUUCACAUUGCUGCUCAGUUGGGCACAGAUGGAACCUUUGCAUUUGACCGCAUUGAGGAUGCUAUAGUACAAGCGGAUGAAGUAGACAGCCGCUUCUUGCAGUUUGAAGGAGGACUUAGUAUCACAGCAUUGUUAGUGAGUGGAGCAUACAAAUUGGCUGACACAGUGAAGAAACCUCCACCAAUCACUGGUGACCAGGCAGUCAAGUUUGCCAAUUACUUUCUGAGCCGCCGUUCUGUUCAAACAGCGAAAGGAGCUUACAGCCUAUUGGAAGUUGUGCAUACACUCACAAACAAUAAGUUCCACCUACCAGUGGCAAUCACACUUGCCAGCCCAGCAGCUGUAUCACUGGAACAACCCCGUGUGUCAGUGCGUGUCAGUGACCUCUUGGGUCAGCCCCUCAGUGCUGAUCCUCUGACUGUGACUGCAGAGAGUGCCACAAGAGUAGGAGAUGAGGUUGUAGUGCUUUCCAAGAAGAAGUUUGAAUCCACUUCUGGUGACAGGACUGUGUAUUCUGUGAACCUUAUGGAGACAAAACCAGAACGCGGAUUAUAUAAGCUUUCUGUGAGUGCUGCAUUGGCCAAACCAGAUCCAAGACUUGUUGGUAAUGUGGGCGCUUCUCUUACUGUGAAAGUUAUGUGUGCUGUUGGUGUGGAGAAUGUGGAGGUUGGAACAGUUGAUGCUGAUCAGACUACACAAGCUAAACUAGCCAAGGUUUCAUAUCCAGAUAAGCUUACAACUCCAGUGGAAGCAGAUUCCCUUCAGAAGUUGAUCAUGAAAUUUGCCCUUAAGGACAAGAGCACAGGGAAAGUGAUGACAGUUCACCAAGCAUUUGUGAAACUUCACAAUCUUGUUACCAAUCAGGAGAUCAUCUUUGUUGCUGAACCUGACUCUGCAAAGAUAUACAAAUUUGACAUUGAUGUUGGAAGCAAAGCAUCUGAAUUUGGUUAUUUGUCUGGAUUGUAUUCCAUGGAGCUCAUUGUGGGUGAUGCUGUACUAUCCAAUUCCUUUUCUUGGAUAGUUGCAGAUGUAGUUCUCAAAUUUUCUGACAGUGUUCCUGUACCAAGCUCAUCAAAGGACCAGUACCUGUAUGCACCAAAACCAGAGAUAAAGCACUUAUUCCGGGAACCUGAACGCCGUCCUCCAGCUCUUGUGUCAAAUUUGUUCACAGGUCUUGUCCUUGUGCCCUUUCUCAUGCUGUUUGUUUUGUGGGCCAAACUGGGAGUUAACAUAUCCAAUUUUCCGCUUUCUCUCAGUGCUCUAGGCUUUCAUCUGGGACUUGGAGGUAUCUUUCUCCUCUUUGGAGUAUUCUGGCUACAGUUGAACAUGUUCCAGACAAUCAAGUACUUAUUAGGAAUUGGAGUUGUAACCUUUCUUUGUGGCAACAAACUUCUUGCAAAGAUUGCCAGUGAUCGCAAGCAAAACUAGUCAUUUGUUUCAUGAUUUAAUUUGGUGUGAAGGUGAGGCACUUAAAAAAGAAUUAUGGUAUGUGAAAGUUGGCAGCAUUGGUUCGUUUGCAUCAGUAAAGAGCUUCCUCGAGUUCAUUUAUGAGUUUAAGAUAUAAUAAAUUUGUGAAGGUAAUCCUAACAUCAAAGUGCACUCGUCAGAAAGCAAUCACAUGUAAAACAUUUUGAAUUGUUGAUCAUCCAAUUUGUGAUGGCAUUCUGCUUUGUAAGUAAAAGAUUGGGGAUAACUGUGUAUGCCAUGAAAUGGAAUGUGUUGCUUUGUGCUGAAGAUAAACAAUAAAAGAAUACAUAGA
Cryptotermes secundus is the source of this 2366-nucleotide messenger RNA. It is a transcript of the gene OstDelta, whose product is annotated as dolichyl-diphosphooligosaccharide--protein glycosyltransferase subunit 2. The record is from RefSeq and is a predicted model, not a curated record. Bases 98 to 2035 code for a protein of 645 amino acids. Gene Ontology annotation, biological process: protein N-linked glycosylation. Lineage: Eukaryota; Metazoa; Arthropoda; Insecta; Blattodea; Kalotermitidae. Gene Ontology annotation, cellular component: oligosaccharyltransferase complex; membrane. The transcript has 13 exons.